AUUUGUAGCAAACACCUAGCAAGCUAGCUAGCCAGCCAGCCUGCUAGCUAUUGUCAACAAUGUUCCUGUCGUCCCUCCACUCAAAAUAUAUUUGGAGGUAGGGUAGCCUCUAGGGAAAAAAAGGUAUUUCGUAUUUUAAUGUACUGUAAUCCACUGCGUGGAAUAGGCGCCGCCCAUCAGUAGAGGUAAACAAAGUAUCUUCGUCACCUAACGUGAUCGAGCUGGCUAAACAGCAGCCAUCGUCACCCCAGCCGCGUCGUCGCUUGUAAAUGGAAAUAAUUAUCACUUCGCAAUGAAUUGCCGCUCGGAAGUCCUAGAGGUAACAGUGGAGGCGAGGCAGGUGGAGGAAGCUAUGCUGGCUUUGCUGCAUACUAUUUUACUCCACCGCAGCACCGGAAAAUUUCACUACAAAAAGGAGGGCACCUACUCCAUCGGUACCGUGGGCACGCUGGACAUCGACUGUGACUUCAUCGAUUUUACCUUUGUCAGGGUGUCCUCGGAGGAGCUGGACAGGGUGAUCAGGAAAGCGGUGUCUGAAUUCAAGGAUGCCCUGAGCAACUCUGGCAGCGACGGCAUGGGGCAGAUCUCCCUGGAGUUCUACCAGAAGAAGAAGUCUCGCUGGCCUUUUUCAGACGAGUGCAUUCCCUGGGAAGUGUGGAGCAUCAAGGUCAACGUUGUCAACCUGGCCAACGAGCAGGAGAGACAGAUUUGCAGGGAGAAAGUGGGUGAGAAGCUGGGCGAGAAGGUGAUCAACGUUGUUGAGGUGAUCAAUCGCCACGAGUACCUGCCAAAGAUGCCCACCCAGUCUGAAGUGGACAACGUUUUUGACACCAGUCUCAAAGAUGUCCAGCCUUACCUUUACAAAAUCACAUUCCAGAUCACUGACUCUCUGGGCACCUCUGUGAGCACAACCAUGAGAAGGCUGAUCAAAGACACCCUGGCACUGUGAGGAUGUUCCAAGACAGAAAGGGGGGAAGAUCUGGAGGAUUUUAUCCAGAAACUUCCUUAUAAUCAGGCCUUUCAACUCUUUUAUGCUCAAAACACAAUUUGUCAGUUCUGCUCCUGCUACAAUGGCACAGCAUCAGUGUAGACACAUAAUCAGUCUGCUGUGGUUCCCCUACUGCUUGUACCUUAAGACUCUUAUGUAAUGUGUUUAUUUCAAAGAUAUUUUGUUUUUGAAAGAUUUGCUCUUUCCAGAUUUUUUUUUUUCGAUAGUUAGAAAUGCAACUUCAACACAGUAGCAAGUAACACUAUAUAUCAGGUAAAUCCUUUUGAAAAGCUGUGUUGCUGAUCAUGUCAGAUCUGUAAAUUAUUGUAAAUCUUUGACAAUAAAUAUUGCUCAUUGUAAUGGAUGGUAACUGUA
Messenger RNA from Acanthopagrus latus (yellowfin seabream), 1363 nucleotides. It is a transcript of the gene atg101, whose product is annotated as autophagy related 101. Gene Ontology annotation, biological process: autophagosome assembly; autophagy. NCBI's taxonomy places the organism in Eukaryota, Metazoa, Chordata, Actinopteri, Spariformes, Sparidae. The transcript has 2 exons. The record is from RefSeq and is a predicted model, not a curated record. Gene Ontology annotation, cellular component: phagophore assembly site. The coding region runs from base 293 to 949 and encodes 218 amino acids.